CCCCUGUGAAGCCGCCUCGUAGCAGCACAUUCAACCGAACGAAAAUACACGACCUCUCACACUAGCUGCCGUUGAAGCGCCCGCGAAGUGCGAACCCUGCAACCCGUAUUGCUAGUAUGCCAUGCAGCGACGGUUUGCUUUUUGUCUUGCUUGCUGCUCUGUGUUUCCCUGACUUGAGCUGUGUUUUGUUAUCACAAUAGCCAUGUGUAUCUAUGGAAAUGUUUAACAGUCUCAGCGCCGUGAUGUCCGCGCAAAACGAGUCCUGAAAGUGCCAAGUUUUUGAGGAUUGUUGGCCUAUGGUCUGCUUGACAUGGCCUGCCCCGGCGCCGGCGCGCUGGACUCUGACACCUUCUACGAGUACAAGAAAUCCCUAGGAGAGGGCACCUAUGGCGGAGUAAUACUGUGCGCCGAGCGGAGCUCAAGGUCACAAUUCUCCUCCGGGGGGCCAGAGCGGUUGUGGGCAGUCAAGGUCUUCAAACAAAAUGAUCAAGUGGGCUGGAAUCUGGCGCUGCGCGAGUUGCGACUUCUACAGAGCCUUGACCACCCGCUCGUCAUCCGCUUGGAGCGUGCCUUUCGUUCGCAGUCGGGGCGCCUGCACGCCGCGUUUCCUUACAUCAGCGGGGGCUGCGGCCAGGACGUGCUGCGCUCAAAGUACGAAUUCGGGCUGCCCCCGCGCAUGCUCAAGUCCUUCGCCUGGCAACUGUGCGUGGCGGUGCGCUACCUGCACGCACAUAAGGUGCUGCACCGCGACAUCAAACCGCCCAACGUGCUGCUUGAUCCAGAUGGCAGCAUCCGCCUCUGCGACUUCGGCUUCGCACGCCGUGUUGAUGACCCGCGUGAUUCCCUAGGUGCUCGCCGUGGGGCUGCGGCAGCUGCCGCCGCUGCGGUGGCUGAAGCCCAGGCGGCAGAUGCAGCAGACGAGCACACGACCGCCGGCGGCUGCGGGGGCGCCGCCGCCAGCAGCACCAGCACUAGUGGCGGCGGGCGGCGGGUGUACGAAUUGCAGUACGAAGACCUAACGAAGUACGUCGUGACACGGGCGUACCGCGCGCCUGAGGUGCUGCUGAGUCAGCCGUACGGCCAGGCAGCAGAUGUGUGGGCGCUGGGCUGUACGCUUGCUGAGAUGGCCACUGGUCGCACACUGCUGCCCGGCACUUCGUCUCUGGACCAGCUCUGGCGCUGCCUCGGCGCGCUGCCAGCUGAGCCCUGGCCCGCUACCGUGGCGGCGGCAGUGGCUGCGCUUGAUCGGCUUGAUCCCGUGCAGCUUGGUGGGUCGCUCACGCAGGAGCAGCUGCGGCCGGUGCGGCUGCCAGGCCGGCCGCUGGCGGCACGGCUGGCGCAUCUCGACACCCAGUUCGUGGAGGUCGUGACGGCGUGCCUGCGGCUUGACCCCGCGACCCGCGCCAGCGCCGACCAGCUGCUGCGCCUGCCGUACUUUGACGAUGUACGGCACGUGAUGGCGGGCAACGACACGCUCGUACGGCUGUACGACAAGGAAAUGACUAGUUUGGCGGCGGUUCCAGGGUCCGCCGGCGGAGCGGCGGCCGCAACAGCGGUAGCUGCGAAGGCGGCGGCGCCAUCAGCUGCGCCCGGGGUGGCUGUGCUGGCCGCGCCGCAUGCCAGCAGCAGCAGUAAUGCGCCGGUGGAGACAGGGACCAGUGCCAGCAGUAGCGGUGACGCCAACCGUGACGUGCCAAUGUGCGACGUGCGCAGCAGCAGUAACGGCGGCGCAGAUCACCGCAUACAGCGGGCAGCUGCGCUAGCACUGGCGGGACGCGCGGCGGCGGCGGCGGCAGGAUGCGUGGCAGGACCCCUUGAUGGGUUGCCAUGCCGAUGGCCGAAGCAGCUCGCGCCAUCAUCCCCACCGGCGGCGGCCGCAGCACCAUCUCCAGCGCCCGCCGCGGGCCUGCUGCAGUCCGGAAGCGUCCCAUCAGCGACCACUACUGUUACGGCUGAUAUCUGCGAGCAGCAGCAGCAGGUGCUGAUGACGCUGACGCUGACGCAGGGGCUGUCGCCUGUCGUGCCACCCACAGCACGUGCUGUGGAGCCAGGUGUCGGGGUUGGGGCAGGUGCCGCAGAUGCAGCAGCUGUGAAGGCUGCUGGCGUGGCGCAAGCGGGGGCCUCGUCAGCAGGUGCAGGUGUGAUCGUGGUGGACACGGUGGCAGCAGAGAUGGCAGUGUCGCCGCCGGCUGCCGUAGCCGGCCGCUGUAUGGCCUCAUCGCUUCCGCUGCUGCGCGCCUACCCGCACGAACACUCGGCGAUCGCGCCGCAGCAAGGGCAGCAGCGGCAUCAACACCAUGGCUCAGCCGGGCUUCGGCCGCCGCCGGGCACGGCUGCAGGCGGGGCACAGCCGGCCGCUAGGAGUGCUGCAGUGCUGCACAGGGGCGUGUGCAGCGGCCCUGCUGUAGCCGAAAGCAACCAGCAGCAUCCCGGGCCGACAACAUUCCACAACUUCCAACCGCAAGGCAACCAACCGAUGAACAGCCAACCGCAGCCGUACAACGACCACGUGCUGGCGUGCGGCACGGGCGACGUCGGUGCCGCGCCGCCGCCAUUGGCGCUCCAACAGGCGCAGUACGCGCAGUACGCACAGCAGCAACCGCACGCUGCUGCACAACAAAGCUGCCCGCAGCACUUGUUGCCUGUGCCCCAAAGCCUGGCGUACGUGCACGAGCUCAGCGGCGGUGCCAUAGCAGGCAGCAGCGGCCAUGCCCAGCAGGCCUGGAAGCCAGCAGCUGCAGCAGCCGCGGGCAACGAGAUCCACCCACUGGUCGCAGAGACGGCCGGCUAUGCAGUGGCUAUUGAAGAUGAUGCUGGCAAGAGGCAGCAUGCGCUCAGUGGCGGCGUUCAGCCCCCGCAGCACCAGCACCCGCACACAGCCAUGCACUGGGGCCUGGUCGAGGGGCCACCGCCGACCGCAGCUGAAGCGCGCUCAGACGUAGACGCCGCCGCCUAUACUGCCACUGGCGCUGCUGCCGCCAAAAGCGGCGCCGCCGGCCGCCCCGGCGCCAACGACCUGGAUAUGGCUGCAGUGGUGGCGGCGGUGGGCGCGGACCCUGUUUCCAGCAACAGCAGCAAUACGCAGUCGCUGCCGUCAUCGCCGUACACUACACUGACUCGCGACAGCGACACAAUGCGGGUUGUGGACAUGUGGGACGACCGAAGUGCCGUGCUGCACCUAUCUUCCAACGGCUCCUGUCUACUUGGCUACGACGGGGGCGCCUCACCGCCGCCCUCGGCCGCGGCCCCAGCGGCACGGCGGCACCGGGGCACACUCUCGCCAGCCGCGACGCCGGACGCCGCCGCCGCCUCAACAACUUCGGGAGCGAACACAUGCGCGCCAGCCCAACCGUCCACCGUUGUUGCAACCUGCAGCAGCAGCAGUGCAGGACGCGUGCUGCCGGCUCCCAAAGCCUCUGCGGGCGGCCAACAGGCGGGCCCCGGUGUUCCAGCAGUUGGCGUCGUGCUGAUGGGUGCUCACGCCACAAUGGGACCCGUCGUACACCCGUUGGGCCUAGGGAAGCAACAGCCGCCGUUGCAGCAGAGGCAGCUGCAGCAGCCGCAGUUGCUGCCACAGUGUCAGAUCGAGGCACCGCAGCCUCUGCAGCCCCGGCCGGCCGCGCAGCGCUCCCAAGGGCCCGCGAUCAGCGGAAAGGUCACCAUGCCAACAUGGCUUCCCAUUGCCCCGCCAGCGCACGUGGCUGCCGUGUGUGCGUUGCGUGACAGCCGCACCGAGGGCGUGGCUGGCGCUGCCAGUAAGGGGGCUGCCGCCGGCGCAGAGGGUGCGGCAGGGCCGGCAGUAGCCACAGAGCCGCUGCCAGUGCGCAUUCCCAGCAACGCGGCAGCUGCGAUGUCCGGCGCUGCCCAUUUGCCGACCUGCAGCAGCACGUCACGUGGUUCCGCCACGGUUGACAGUCAUGGCUCAUGCGGCCGCACGCCAAGCAGCAACGACGCUGUCAGCAGGUACGCCACAGCCGUGGUGGCGGCUGCAGCAAUAAAGAUGCCAGCAGGGUGCGCAGUGACGGCUGUAGCAUCCGGGCCCGCAUCAGCGUCAGUAGCAGCGGCAGCAGCAGCCAGCGGUGAGCGCGGCUCGGCCCAGACUGUGGCGCGGCUGGGGUUUGCGUACGGCGGCUGCGGUGCAGCAACUGGAUUAAUCCGCAGCGAGUGCACGAGCAUGUACGGGUCCAUGCACGGUAGCAUUGGAUCCUACACGACCGAUGAUGCCUCCCUGCAUUGUACGGCAGCAGCGGUGGCGGUUGCCGGUGGCGGUUACUGGAAACCGGCAGCGGCGGCGGGUUUCGCGCCAACAGCCGGCCGUGCGUCGUCUGGGCAGCAGCCUCAGCAGCCGCAGCCGCAGCCGAGUAUGGCUGCAACAGCGGCCUCGAGCCUUACCCGCGGCCCUGCCGGCAUCGCAACUGCUGCUGCGGGCGGCGGACAUCUGUCCAUGCUGAUGUCAUCGCAUCGCCACUCCAAGCGGCUGUUCGGAAAGCACUGCAGUGGAGGCAGCAGCUGCCCGGACUCGAGCGAUGGCCGGGCAGAGUUCGCAUUCUGGCGAGCAGGCCAAGUGGCGGCUGCCGCCACGGCCGCGGCUGCCGCCUCUGCAGCAGAGGCCGCCGCACCUGCAGCGGCGGCGGGCGUAGCAGGCGAAGCGACGGCGGCGGCAGCUGGGGGCCAUGCAGAUCAGCUGGCUCUCACUACCAGUGCUGAAGCGGUGAUUGCAGCCGCGGCCGCAUAUAUUAAAGGAGACGGCAGCAGCGGCGGUGGCAGGAGCGGGGCCGCGCGCAGCAAAGACGGCGGCUGUGGCAGUGGCGCCACAGCUCUGCCGGACACCCGCAGGUGCGACGCCGCCGUGCCUGCGAGCCACGAUGACACGAGCGGCGGCGGCAAGCGGGCUCCGACGGUAGUGUACCAACAGCAGGGCGCAUCCAGCCGUGGGGAAGCAGCAACGGCACAGCAGCCAUUGCCGUGUGUGAACGGCAGCAGCGGCCGUGCAGGUCAUCAGGGAAGCCCCAGCGGCGCCAAGGCAGCGGCAGCGCGGGCCCCUGAUAAGGCUCCUGGGGCUCUGCGGUUGUGGCUGAGGCGGUUUUUGUCCUGCACACGCGCAACCGCCGACGCAAAUGGGGCAGCACUGAUCCAGGGUUCAUGAAACGUGCAUCAGGUCUCAUGAUGAUAGUCAAUUGGUCACAGGAGAGGUUGAGCUGAACCACGGUUGCUACAGGCAUAUGCAGGUAUCCGGUAAGCCGGCUGCUGGCGGGGACACAAGGCGAGGCGAGGCGAGUGCCACUGCUGGAGUGCGGGGUCUUGCUGCUGCAAUGCCAUCCUUUCUAGCUCAUGCUUGGCCGGGGGCUUGACAGGGUUGUGCGCACCAUGAAUGUGGUAUUCGUCUGCAUUAGUGCUCGUUAUGUGCAUUAUCUAGCUGACGUCUGCGCGCAUUGAACCUCCAUACGCAUAGGCAAUUGAACCUCUGCACAUUCCUAAAAUAUGGCCUUGUUGUCGUGUGCCGAUUACAUUUUGCAUGGCAUCUCGGCUACCGUGCAGACGUGUGCAGGCAGAGCUACAUCUAAGUUGUCGACCGUUUUCCCAUCACCUAUGUGUGUGGGCUGCGUGCGUGCUGUGCAUUUUUUGUCAAGGUCAUCGCCACGCCCCAGCCUUAACUUGCUAGUUGACUGGCGGGCUUGCGGCUUUAAGCGACUCCAUCAACAGAAGCGCCAGCCGCUGCAAGCCGAGGCCGGUGCCGGUUUGGAGAGGGUUGAGAGGUGUGGUCCGUGCGAGAUGGUCAGUUGGGCGUAUCAGCCAUUCAUUUUUGCUUGUCCUGGGACCGUGCUACGUGUUGAUGGACGUGCUAAACCAUCAGGUCUUCUGCUCUCUUCUCCUCAAAGGAAAGGAGGACCUCGCUCGGGCAGGCCGUGGCGGCGUGACGGGGUACCUACGGGUGCCUGUUGGUAUGCGGAGCGCUGGUGUUGCUGCGGGUGAUUGAGUGCCUGCUUGCACCAGCACAUUCUGGCUCAUACGCCCACAAAACGAUGCAUGGCGGCAGGAGUACGACGCUCAUCAAGCAUGACGGCACCACGUCUACAUGGGACUGCAGUGCCUAACUUGAUGCGAGUAGUACACAGAGUCCAUUCGUUCGCAAAGCGUGUAUUUCACUGUGCUGUCAGACAAGGAAAUGGGGAGUAGCCCGGAAUGUGUCAGCGGGCAAGGAAAGGAGGGAUGUGCGGGUUGGUGGUGGAAGGCGGCUACCGUCAAAGGCCGCCACCAGCAAAUGAGAGCAAGUAGGGUACGCAUGUGUACCUCUAUUACUUACGAGCGGAGCCGCGUCACACAGUUGCCACGACAUGUGGAAGCAGUCUGACUUUUUUCAGGUGUGUAGCCCGAGGCGUGCCCUUGUUAUCACCGAACGUGUAGAUUUGUGGGCGCGGGUACGAUUGUGAUUGGUACACUGCGGCCGACACAAUUGACUGCUGUACAGUGUACGUCAUCGCUUCUCGCGUGUUUAGCUGCGUGCGAGCAGGCUGGGCGUGCCGUGCGACUCUACAGUUACUACUCUCGAAUCGUGAGCUUUACUGGCGAGAGCAGGGCACUUCUCGAAGGCUGUGCGUUUUGUGCUGCAGUGCCACUCACGGCAGUCUACUUAGCAUAUGGAUCAAGGCAGUUGCAUACGCAUAGUGCUACGAGUGCUGCAUUGGGGGCCCUGCUGUUAGCUCGGGUCCAUUUUUUGGCUUGGUUUCAACACUACAAGACUGUUCAUCCACAGGACUGUUCACAUUGGGCACUGGGUCCUGCGGCCCGGGCUGCGUUUUUCCAGCGGUCCCGCCGGGCACAUUUUUGUCGUGGCGGUGGGUUACGCGGGCAAGCAUAGCAUGGUACCGGUAGAGGCAGCCGGGGAUGGGUGUUUAUUACAGCGGUGGGUCCAGGAGUGUUGAGGGGCGCAGAACGGCUACUGUUCUGACGUGUGUGGUGGAGCUCGCUCGACAAUUUCAUGGCUCUUUGUCCAUGAGACUGUUUGCCGCACGGCCACAUGCAUUGCACACACCAAGGUCUGCAGCUUAAGCGCGAGCUAGAAUUGUUAGUUCCGGCGGCCACUGUUGGAUGGGAGGCGUGUGUUAUUACUUCAUUUUUAGGGAUUGAUAUACGAGUAUAGAGCAGCUGAAGACCUGAAGUGACAAGGCAAACAACUACCAAAGGUUACCAGCGCAGGCGGGUCGUGGAGGCAGAAGAACUGUAACCGCGGUCUUGGCAGUGCUCCCUAGGCGGUGCGACCGUGCCACGGUGACUGCGCAUGGUACCGUAUCAUUGUGCGUGUUUGAUUGGUGUACAAACUGUGCGUCCCUCACAUGGGCACGGGCAACAGCAUUCUGGUCUCUGUUGCAUCCGAACACGGAAGGCGGGCUCUCCCUCUCAAGGGGCUAAGUGGGCUGUGCCGCCAUGCCACGUUGGGUGCAAUGUCUGAGGCCGAAGGUUUCGAAACUACCUCAUCUUCCCCGCCAUCUUUCUCCUAUAGCCGGGGUCGGUUUGUACAGGCACCGCCCGCCAUGCGUCCAGCCUCGUCCUACUGUCAAGCACAAGCAUAGCACGUCGAUAGCCGGCAACAAACCGAAAAGUAAUGAAUCCCCAAAACCAACGUACGCCACGCCACGC
This is a messenger RNA of Chlamydomonas reinhardtii, 7638 nucleotides long. RefSeq lists its product as uncharacterized. Gene Ontology annotation, molecular function: MAP kinase activity; ATP binding. The record is from RefSeq and is a predicted model, not a curated record. Gene Ontology annotation, biological process: protein phosphorylation; intracellular signal transduction. Gene Ontology annotation, cellular component: cytoplasm; nucleus. NCBI's taxonomy places the organism in Eukaryota, Viridiplantae, Chlorophyta, Chlorophyceae, Chlamydomonadales, Chlamydomonadaceae. The transcript is spliced from 7 exons. The coding region runs from base 311 to 5146 and encodes 1611 amino acids.